Benincasa hispida (wax gourd) is the source of this 2007-nucleotide messenger RNA. Its product is annotated as Peroxidase superfamily protein. Gene Ontology annotation, biological process: hydrogen peroxide catabolic process; response to oxidative stress. Gene Ontology annotation, molecular function: peroxidase activity; heme binding. The record is from RefSeq and is a predicted model, not a curated record. Lineage: Eukaryota; Viridiplantae; Streptophyta; Magnoliopsida; Cucurbitales; Cucurbitaceae.
CAAUCAAUUUGAAAAAUCUACUUUGAUAAUUGGAAAACUCCAUUUGGAUUUUUGGAAAAUCAUAUAAUUGUGAAAACAACUAUGCUAAAAAUUUGAAAAGUUACAUAAUAAUUUGAUAUAAUUUUAAUUAACACAACAAAAUUUGGAGAAAAUUUGAAAAUAAAAUAAGAUUUGGGAUGAUUACAUAAAAAAAAAUCAAUAAAUCUUGGUGUAUCAUUAGGCUGGAUGUAUGGUCUAAAAUAACUGAUAAUUGAAAAAAAAAUUGAUUUUUUAACUAAUUUCGGUGUUCGAUAUGAAUCGAGAAAGACUAUUUUUACAAAUUUUUAAAAAAAGUGUCAAUUUUGUAAGGUGAAGUUGUAAAUGUGCUAUUUUUUACAAUUUCCAUUCCCCUCUAGCUUUGCUUUGCAAAAUCCAAGCCGAUGGUGUGUGAAAAGCCGCUUGAAGACACGGCCAUGACAUGAAAACAGAGAGAAAAAGACAGAGAAGAAACUCAAAAGUUGGUAUUAUGCUUUUUAAGGAUCGAUAUCUUUGAUUAUUAUUACCUCCAUCCACUUUCGUUUGGUUACUUGCUCUAAUAUUUUUAUCCUCAUACACCCAAUGAGGGCUCAACUCUCUAAUAUUCUUUUUGGGUUUCGUUUGGGAAAGGGAAGGAAGACCCAACAACCAGACCAAUAUUAGUUGUUGCAUCUUCUCUUGACUAAAUCACUCUAACGCAGCCAUGCAAGAAAUCAGCUUCUUCUAUAAAAAUUGGAUGCCCAUUCCCAUCUCUCCCACUUUCUUAAACCCCUAAAAAAAUGGCAAUCUCAAAUAAAGUUUAUGGAGUGAUGAUGAUAAUGCUUUCUGUUUUCUUUGUUGUGAGCCACAGCUUGUUUGAAACAGGGGAGCCCCGAUUGACAUUGGAUUAUUAUGCCAAAACUUGUCCCAAUGUGUUGCAGGUUGUGAGGAAAGAAAUGGAGUGUGCUGUGCUUUCUGAACCACGCAAUGCAGCUUUUGUUGUCCGAUUGCACUUUCACGACUGCUUUGUUCAGGGGUGCGACGGAUCGGUUCUGCUGGAUGACACUAUAACAUUACAGGGAGAGAAAAAGGCUUCCAUCAACAUACACUCCCUCAAAGGCUUUAGAAUCAUUGAUAGGAUUAAGAACAGCCUUGAAUCAGAAUGCCCUGGGAUUGUUUCUUGUGCAGAUAUACUCACUAUUGCAGUUAGGGAUGCAGUGAUUCUGGUGGGUGGCCCUUACUGGGAUGUUCCUCUUGGAAGAAAGGACUCCACAACUGCAAGUUAUGAACUUGCAAACUCAAAUCUUCCCUCUGCCAAUGAGGGACUUCUCAGCAUCAUCUCCAAGUUUCUUUAUCAGGGUCUCUCUGUCACUGACAUGGUAGCUCUAUCAGGAGCGCACACAAUCGGAAUGGCGAGGUGCGAGAAUUUCAGAGAAAGGAUUUAUGGGGAUUUCGAAGCAACUUCAGAUACUAACAACCCGAUUUCGAGGUCAUAUAUUGAGAAGUUGAGGUCAAUUUGCCCUCUAGUAGGGAAAGCAGCAGAGAACAACAUAACAGCAAUGGACAAUGUGACACCUGAGCUGUUUGACAACUCUUAUUUCCACAUGUUGAUGAGAGGAGAAGGGGUUUUGAAUUCAGACCAGGAAUUGUAUUCAAGCCUUCUGGGCAUGGAAACAAGGGCAUUGGUGAAGAAAUAUGCUGCUGAUCCACUUGCUUUCUUUCAGCAAUUCUCUGAUUCCAUGGUGAAGUUGGGAAAUAUUACCAAUUCUGAUAGCUUUUUCACUGGGGAAGUUAGGAAAAACUGCAGGUUUAUCAAUACAUGAGAACAAGGGGGGAAAAUUAUUUGUUGUGUCUCUUUUUUUUAUAAAGGAAUAGUUCUGAUAUUAUACUUAUAAAAUGUUCAUUUUGCAAAUUGUAUGAGUAUGAGUGGGUCUGGGUGUAACCAUUCUUAAAGCAUAGGAGUUUGAUGUAAAACACAGGCAAAUCACAAUGUAUGCUUUUAAAUUUUAUAUC